CAACUAAACCCUUGUCUCGAUGAUACUGAAGCGCUAAGAAGAAAAUUUACGCCUCUCGUGACUUUAAGAAGAAUAGUUAUUAAAAAGAAGCUUCCAACUCAUCCAUUUUAUUUUGGUGUACCUUUCACCGUAAUUAGAUAUUAAUUUCCUGUUACACUAAAUGCAGGGAAUGGAGAUGGACUGAAUUAUUAUAAAAUAUAUCAAACCUUAUCGAUAUGAUUAUUCACAAACAUAAAUAAGUAUUUUCCUUUCUACUUGACUUUCUCAUCGCUUUCACAUUUUCCACGAAAUUGCUCAUGUAUCAAGCACCAUAUACAUAUACCAAACCCUCAUAGAGAGUGAAGAGCACAAGCUUCUUAUUUUCCUUUGUUUUUGUUCCCAAUGGCUUCCACGAGCACACACAGUGUGUGUUUGUCUUCUAACCCUAUCCCUAGAUGGAAUUACGAUGUUUUCCUGAGCUUCAGAGGUGAAGACACUCGCAAGAACUUUGUGGACCACCUGUUCGAUGCUUUGUCCCAGAGAGGAAUCUACACCUUCAAAGACGACGAACAACUCAGAAGAGGAGAGGAAAUUUCACCAGCACUACUGAAAGCGAUCGAAGAAUCUAGAUUCGCUCUCAUAGUUUUCUCCAAAAACUAUGCUUCCUCCAAGUGGUGUUUGGAUGAACUCGUCAAAAUUGUUGAAUGCAAGAAGACGAUGGGUCAAACAGUGAUACCAGUGUUCUAUGAUGUGGAUCCUUCGGAAGUAAGGAAACAAACAGGGAUUUUUGGAUCAGCCUUUGAGAUUCAUGAGAAAGAUUUCAGUGGGAACAUGGAGAAAGUGCAGAGGUGGAAGACUGGCCUGGUGGAAGCAGCAAAUAUAAGCGGAUACAGCGUUCCGGAUACAGCAAACGGUAAUUACAACAAAUUUAGCGCAUUCUUAUUUCAUUCACUUCUCUCGCAUGAGUCAAAAUGUAUCGUACAAAUAGUUGAAGAGAUUUUCAAUAAACUGAAUAAUAAACUGAAUAAACUGGAAUCAUUGUUGUGUGAAGGGUUGGAUGAGGUUCAUUUUAUAGGAAUAUGGGGAAUGGGGGGAAUAGGAAAAACAACUACUGCCAAAGCUGUUUAUGACCGGAUCUAUCAUCAGUUUGAGGGUAGCUGCUUUCUCACAAAUGUAAGAGAAGUCUCAGAAAGACAAGGUCUGGAAGCUUUACAAAAACAACUCCUAUCUGAAAUCCUUAUAGGGAGUAAUAUAAAGAUAACAGACACUGUUAGAAGAGCAAACAUAAUAAAAUCCAGACUAAGUUUUAAAAGGGUUCUUAUCGUUCUUGAUGAUGUGGAUAAACAGAAGCAACUAGAUGCAAUAGCUGGAGAGCAUGGUUGGUUUGGCGUUGGGAGUAGAAUCAUCAUAACAACAAGAGAUAAACAUUUGCUAACUGCUCAUGGAGUGAAUGAAUGUCACACAGUUGGGGAAUUGAAUAAAGAUGAAGCUAUCCAGCUCCUUUCUUGGAAAGCCUUCAAACAAAGUUUUCCUUCUGAAGGUUAUUUGGAGCUGUCAAACCGGAUAGUAGAUUAUGCCGGUGGUCUUCCAUUAGCUCUUAAAAUUUUGGGUUCUUUUCUAUAUGGUAGAACAACGGAUGAAUGGAAAAGUGCAUUGAUAAAGCUGCAUAGAAUUCCUAACAAAGACAUUCUUCAAGUGCUUAAAAUCAGUUUCGACGGACUGGAUGAAAUGGAGAAAGAAAUUUUCCUUGACAUUGCAUGUUUCUUCAAAGGGAAACACCAGUGUUAUGUAACAAGAAUACUCGACAGUUGCGGCUUCUGCCCUGGGAUUGGAAUACCUGUUCUUAUAGAAAAGUCUCUCAUAACUAUUUCAAAAGAUCAGUUUUGGAUGCAUGAUUUGAUACAAGAAAUGGGUUGCUAUAUUGUUCGUCAAGAAUCUCAAGAGUCUAGAAAAUGUAGCAGAUUGUGGCUUCGAGAGGAUGUUUGUUAUGUGUUGACAGAAAAUACAGUACGAGGGACAGAAAAAAUUGAAGCCAUAUGCUUGGAACUCCCUGAACCAAAAGUUUUUGACCUUAAUUCUGAAGCCUUCACAAAGAUGAAGAAACUAAGGCUAUUCAAAGUCCACAAUGUGGUGUUCAGUAAAGGCCCUGCAUAUCUUCCAAAUGAGUUGCGGUUGCUUGAUUGGCAUGCAUACCCUUCAGACUGUCUGCCAGCAAGUUUUCAGGCAGAGAAUCUUGUUGAACUGAGGAUGUGUUAUAGCAGCAUUAAACAACUUUGGAAGAAAAUAAAGGUUCGUCAAGGGAGCUUUGUUGGAGUAGACAUGGCUAGCGGAGGAGACCACCAAGUCCACAUCUUAGAGCAGAGCUUGGAGGAGAAGCUUGCCACACACUUGGUCUACACGGAGACUAAGUUUAAUAGGCUCGAGAGAAGGAUGGCGGAGCUCUACGAGCUGAUUGAUGGCAUCGCCAACAAGGCGCAAGAGAAGGAAAGGGACUUGCAUGAUCUGGUAGACGACUUGCGCGUGGAGAUUGCCGAGUGCAAGAAGGAAUUCUCCCAGGCGCGCGAGGUCGUGAUCGAGGAUGAUGAGGAGAAGGUGCAGACAGGCACUAUGUACCUCACGGACACUGCCGCUCUAUGGUGGAGGCAGCGUUUCACCGGUAGAGGCGCAAGAGUAGUUGACACAUGGGAGGAGUUUAAGAGGCAGCUCAAGAGGCAGUUCUAUCCCGAGUGCGUUGAGGACCUCGCCAUGAUCAACCUAAGGCGCCUGAAGCAGAAGGGCAGCAUAAGGGAGUAUGUGAAGGAGUACUCCAACUUGAUGCUGGAGAUCCCAGAGAUGCCGGAGCGGCAACGCGUGUGCUUGUUCAUUGAUGGGUUGCAGUCUUGGGUAGCCACAGAGCUGAGAAGGAGGGAGCCUAGAGACUUGGCAUCCGCAAUGGCUAUAGCGGAGCGCCUUGAAGACUUUAGGCACGAUGACAAGAGGGCCACGUCUCCCAGGAGGGACCACGGUAAAGGUGGGGGAGACCGUCGCUUCAAGAAAAGGGGCUCGCCCAAGUCAAGUGAUGAUGAGCACAGCGAUGAGGAGAGACGCCCACGCCAUGAUAAAGGCAAGGACCAUGGAGAGAGGUCUAAGGCUAGUGGCAAAGGGGAGCGCCGCGAUAAGGGCAAGUGGGAGCCGAAGUGCUACUUGUGCGAAGGGCCGCACAUAUUGCGACACUGCCCCAACAAGAAGACCAUGAGCGCCCUUGUGAAGGAUAAGGGCAAGGGCAGGGUGGACGAUGCGGGCAGCGAUGAAGAUAGGUGCAUGGGGGCUAUGCAGAUGCUGAGUAGCAUGGCGCAUGACACCAAGAAGAAGGGCAAGGAGGCGCAACGACUUGGCUUGGAGAUGCGCAAGACGGAGGGCUGGAUCAAGGCCGUCAACUCCGAGGAGGCACGCGUGAGUAGAGUGUGCAAGGAGGUGGAGCUAUGCAUGCAAGGAUGGAAGGGCAAGGCUGACUUCCAAGUUGCAGAGAUGGACGACCACGACAUGGUGCUGGGGCUGGAGUUCAUGGACAGGAACAACGCCGCGCCACUACCAUGCCUUGGUGCGUUGAUGAUACUUGGAGGCGAGGAAGGCAAGGCCGCAUGUAUGGUGCCGCUCGUGGGCAGGAAGGAGAGUUCAGAGGUGGCAGUCAACACGAUGGAGCUAGUGAGGAUUUCACAUCUCCCGAAGGGCGCUCCCCGUGACACUAUGGCCAAGUUGAAAGUCAUCAAUCUUAGUCACUCCCAUAGGCUAUCCAGGACCCCGGACUUCACAGUUAUUCCGAAUCUGGAAACACUAAUUCUUGAGGAUUGUACGAGUUUGGUAGAGGUUCACCCAUCCAUUGGAGUUUUCAAUAGGCUUGUCGUUCUAAGUUUGAAAGACUGCAAAAAUCUGAAGAGAUUUCCAAAUGGUAUUCACUUGAAAUCUCUUGAGACUUUUAUUCUAUCAGGCUGCUUGAAAUUAGAAAAGUGUCCCGAAAUCUUGGGGGAUAUGGUAUGUUUAUCAGAACUUUAUUUGGGUAGAACUUCCAUAAAAGAACUGCCAUCAUCAAUUGAACGUCUCACUAUCACAUGCCUUUGCCAUGUCAUGCUUAACUGCCAUAAACUUAUUUUCCUCCCCCUUCUAGUUUUAAAAAUGCACCACUUCUUGUGCAUUAAGUAUUUUAUCAGUGAUCAACCUUUCUGGAAUUAA
Molecule: messenger RNA, 4188 nt
Organism: Cornus florida
Lineage: Eukaryota; Viridiplantae; Streptophyta; Magnoliopsida; Cornales; Cornaceae
Product: TMV resistance protein N-like
Exons: 7
Coding region: 382-4188 (1268 amino acids)
Biological process (GO): signal transduction; defense response
Molecular function (GO): ADP binding
Source: RefSeq, a predicted model, not a curated record